AUGGUCAACUACAGUGUUCUGUGGACGAUUUGCGAUUUCGAACGCGAAAUCCCGAGCGAUGUCGACCAAGAAAAGUAUUUCUAUUGGUGGACGUGGUCGGUGAAUCGAAUGUGCCAUCACUUCUCCGAGUACGAUCUACUCGUCAGCUUUUGUGGAGUCUUGUUUGGUCAAAUGAUUUUCUAUCUAAAUGUUCUUGCUUUCGUUGUGGUGAAGGGGAAUGAUCGAAUCGGAGGAACGGUGAGAGCAUUUCUCCUCUGCAAUGUCACGCUUCGCUCGUUGAGGGGACUCGCGGAGAUCUACUUUGUUAGCUGUUUCUUUGGCUUUGAUGGAGACGAGGUGACACCUACUCACUGUCUCCGUGUGAUCGACUAUCCGUGGAGUGGGGCUUUCGUUAAUCAAAUCGUUUCCACGUUUUAUAUGUCCUCACAGGCGUCGAUUCAAUGCUUCGAACACGCGAUUACUUUGAAUAGGUUUUUCGCUGUCUCCUUUGACGGUCGCUAUUAUCGAACAGUAUCAAAGGGUCGACUCAUUCAAAUCGCCACGAUUCUUCUCAUUCCAUUCAUUUUCUAUGCGGCACCCGUUGCCACAUUUGAAUUGAUUCCGUUGGAUGCCGAGGCUGACCUCUACACUCUGCCCGGUUACCUGUACAACACUAACAUUUAUGGCGUUUAUGAGAGACGAUUCGGGACAUUUGUUGACACCUUCAUCAUCAGCAACUUGUGGAUACUCUUCGCACUUUGUCUAAUCGCUGUGAGCGUCGACGUGUUCACGUUGCGUAAAGUUCAUCGACAAAUGAAAUCGAGCAAGACUGAUUUUGCACAAAUGCGCACCGAUAUCCGACUUUCGGCUCAGAUGAUGCUCACUCACACGAUCAACGUGUUUGAUUGGUCGAAGAUCUUCUUGACCGCCACUCCAUCCGACUCGUCUUUGCAACAGAACGGCUCGACACUGGCUCAGUAUUUCUCUAUUGUUGCCGCCACAGGGUGGGCUGAGGGCUUAUUACAGAGCCUCGUAAUCAUAAUGUUCAAUCGAAAACUGGAGACGAGAGAGCGACAAAUGACAUCAAUCAACACGAUCAGCUCGAAAUUUUCCAGUAAA
Molecule: messenger RNA, 1098 nt
Organism: Mesorhabditis belari
Lineage: Eukaryota; Metazoa; Nematoda; Chromadorea; Rhabditida; Rhabditidae
Source: the annotation of a GenBank genome assembly